AUGACCGGUCAAGGAAGAGACGAAGUCCCUGAAAGGGCAGAGGAGCGCAGAUCUCCUUCUAGAGAGCGCAUGCGUGAGAUGUCACAGGAUGGAGAAGGGGGGGGCCCCAGGGGCCCCUCAGGGGAGCGCAGCCCCCCACCGCGAAGAUCUCCUUCUGGAAGCCGCCGCAGCAGAAGCCCGCAAAGAACGGACAGGAGGAGCCGAUCCUCACGCGGCAGCAGGAGCAGAAGCCACAGCGGAGGCCGCGGGGGGCGUUACAACGGGAGAGCAUACUAUGGUGAUGAAAGGGUGACGCACGUUAUGGAGAUUCAAGAUGAUGAUGCUUCAUUCAUCUUGGGAGCUGGAGGCCGCACAAAAAGGAAGCUCAGCCACGUGUGUGGGGCUGAGUUGAAUAUAGAGGAACGCAACGGGAGGACUGUAUUGGAGAUGCGGGGAACAGAAGACACUAUAAAAAGAGCGAAGCUGUACGUUGGCUUUGUUAUGCAGCAACGCGUGGGGCCCGUGCAGCUUCCGCCAGAUGCAGAAAGCCGAGAUGACCUCACCAUCAUCGAUGUGCCGCACGAGUGCGUGGGUUACGUGACUGGGCGUAAAGGUGCGGGAUUGAGGAGCGUUGAAGAGGAGUGGAAUACGUUGAUGUUCUUCACAGAUUUGCGCUCAGAGAAAGCAGGGCAAACAGAACGCCUCGCCAUAUUUGGUAGCCAGCGCGCUCGGCGUGGGAGCGAGUUGAAGGUGAUGUCAGCAGUGGAGCAGAAAAUGCCGGGGUAUUUCACCGAUAAUAUUUCCGAGGGCUGCAGCUCAAAUGAGGGAUUUGAUACGGAUUAUGUGGCGAUAGCGGAGAAAGAUUACUCUUAUGCACUAGGCCAGCGUGGUAGCACUCGUAAGAAGUUGGCGAGGGCUUCCGGUGCUAUAUUGGAGUAUGUGGGUCGCAUCGCCUUUGUUGCGGGGACUUUACCCGAACGCAUGCGAGCGAAGCAAUAUCUGCAGUGGCUUUGCAUGCAAAGAACUUCGUUUGUGCAUGUUGACACCGCCGGACGAGAUGACUGCGAGGUGGUGCAUUUGCCGCUGGAUGCGGUGGCGUACGUGACGGGUUCGAAGGGGAGUAAUUUGCGAAGAGUAGAGGAGGAGACAGGGACCUUCAUAUUUCUUGAUGGGGCUCGAGGAGGGGGGGAAGAGAGACUGCUUAUUUUUUGCUAUGACCCUGAAGCAAGACGCCGCGCUCGCAUGCGCAUUGAAGACAGGAUCGAUGAAAAACUCUCAGGGAGAGCGAGGUAUGCAUGCAUGAAGAUGAUAAGCCCUUAUAUCAUGGAGGCGGUGGGCGCUACCGGUCUCCUUCUCCUCGUCGUGGUGACUACGGUGGCUACGGCCGCUACGAUGAUCGCGGUGGUGGUGGUUAUUAUGGUGGUGGUGGUGGUGGUUAUUAUGGUGGUGGUGGUGGUUAUUAUGGUGGUGGUGGAUAUGGAGGCCCUCAAGGAGGAGGAGGCUAUAGAAGUGGUAGAGGAGGAGGCAGCUACCGCAGCAGAUCUCCAAGCAGAAAUAGAGGAGGGGGCUAUUACCGUUCUCGUAGCCGUUCUGCUGAUUAUUGGAGAGGAGGAGGAGGCGGGAGGAGUCGAUCCCCCAGCCCUGUACGCCGUGAUCGGUCGUAUAAUAGAUAUGCAUGCAGCGGGCAACAUCAGCAGCAACUGGUGGCUGGGGUGCUGCUGCUGUCUGGUGGCUGGUGGAUACUGUUGA
Molecule: messenger RNA, 1728 nt
Organism: Eimeria acervulina
Lineage: Eukaryota; Apicomplexa; Conoidasida; Eucoccidiorida; Eimeriidae
Product: KH domain-containing protein, putative
Exons: 9
Coding region: 1-1728 (575 amino acids)
Molecular function (GO): RNA binding
Source: RefSeq, a predicted model, not a curated record